Ascochyta rabiei is the source of this 333-nucleotide messenger RNA. RefSeq lists its product as uncharacterized. The coding region runs from base 1 to 333 and encodes 110 amino acids. NCBI's taxonomy places the organism in Eukaryota, Fungi, Ascomycota, Dothideomycetes, Pleosporales, Didymellaceae. The transcript has 3 exons. The record is from RefSeq and is a predicted model, not a curated record.
AUGUCCUCGAACGAAUUCCAAGACCAGCCCACUCAAUUGAUUGAGGAUGAGCACACAGAAGAGCCCUUGAAUCAUGUGGUUCCGGACACAAAAUCAGGUGUUGGUAAUGCAGGGGAGAGGACCGUAAUGGCGAAGGCAAAAUACAGCAAGGGCGAUAUGGUGCACAUGGCUACGAUUGCAAAUGGCCAGCGCGUUAAGGGGGUUUUUACUAUCCAAGCUGCAAUAUACAACCCGAAAGGCUGGGUUGAAUACCAGCUGAAAGACAGUCUCACAGACCAGCUGCACCGGCAUGGCGCUGGCGUUCGCGAGAGAGACUUGAAGCCGGGUGCUUAG